GAGGGUGGCGCCAAUGUGGGCCUCCAUGAGUCGGGUGGGUGUUAGGCGUCUAAAGCGGUGCCUGCCUCUUUGCUCUGCAUUUCCCUUUCCCGAGGGGGUCGUGCCUCAAGGCGAGGGCGAUUUCCGGGGUCUUCGAGGAGUCCUAGGCGGGCGUGGCGUGGCCUGUUUAGCAGAGGGAGGCGGAGCUCCCGCUUCGCUUGAGGGGCGGAAUUCGACGGUGGCGGAGCUGCCAUGCGGAUUCGCGGACGAAGCAGCCCCGCAGGGGAUCCCAGGCUGAAGCAUCGGAUUAAGCAGUACCUGAAGAGUAACAAAUGUGGCAAGUAUGUUGACAUUGGAGUUUUAGCUGCUGAGCUACAGAAAACAUACAGUGCUGAUUAUGGACGCAGAAAAAGAAAUGCCUUUAGAAUACAGGUAGAGAAAGUUUUUGGGAUAAUCAAUGAUGAGCUUAAGUCUGAAGAUUUAGCUGCUCUAGAGGAUGAACAUUUGGCGAAGAAAGCAAGACACAAAGGGGAGGAAGAUGAUUCAGAGAGCUGCAUGGAUACUUCGGACACUGACACAGGACUCCCACCCUCAAAUCACAUGAACUCAUCUUUGUUGACCUUAUACCGGAAAGGAAAUCCAGAUUCUCUUCCAGCGUCUCCCAAGAGUGCACAGACAAUGUCCAGCACUCCUUCACAGAAGCCUGGAUCGAAUAGGCUUCCCACUCAAGCACCAUCCGAUACCAGGAUCUCAGAAGGUGGCUGGUUUAUUGAUAAAACCCCAGACAGGAAAGAGGAAAACUUUUUUAUUGACCUUUGUGCAGAAGAAGAAAGCGAUGGUUCUAAACAGAUGGCUGAGGGUUCAAAAGACAUUUCCUUUCUGGAGAAACCCAAGAGGAAGAGAAAUAAAAGGAGGAAUGAGUCUCAGGAAGUAGAUGAAGAAAUAGAAUCUGCUUUGAGAAAACAGAAGAUUAAACAAAAAGGGUUCGAGCUGAGAACUUCUUCUGUGAAGUUUGAGGAUAUAGGAGGCAAUGAUGAGACUCUGAAGGAAGUGUGCAAGAUGCUGAUACAUAUCUGUCAUCCUGAAGUAUACAACUAUUUAGGAGCUGUUCCACCUCGAGGAUUUCUCUUGCAUGGACCACCAGGGUGUGGGAAGACGUUAUUAGCUCAGGCAAUCGCUGGGGAGCUUGAACUGCCAAUACUCAAAGUAGCUGCUACUGAGAUUGUGUCGGGAGUGUCAGGUGAAUCGGAACAGAAGCUAAGGGAACUGUUUGAGCAAGCUGUGGCCAAUGCUCCAUGCAUCCUCUUCAUAGAUGAAAUUGAUGCUAUCACACCCAAGAGAGAAGUUGCCUCAAAGGACAUGGAGCGGAGAAUUGUAGCGCAGCUUCUGACUUGCAUGGACGACUUGAAUAAUCUGGCUACUGCUGCUCAGGUCCUAGUAAUUGGGGCAACCAACAGACCAGACUCACUGGACCCAGCCCUGCGACGUGCAGGAAGAUUUGAUCGAGAGAUUUGUUUGGGGAUUCCGGGUGAAGCAGCCAGAGAGAAAAUUCUGAAGACAUUGUGUAGAAAACUUAGAUUGCAGGAAUCUUUUGACUUUGGUCAUUUGGCUCAUUUGACCCCAGGCUACGUCGGUGCUGAUCUCAUGGCACUGUGCCGUGAAGCCGCAAUGUGCACUGUGAAUAGAGUUCUCAUUAAGCUGGAGAUGGAGCAGCACGAAGUCCUAAGAAGUAACGAAAGGUCAUCUGGACAAGACAUGGAAAAGGAUACUGAAGAGCUUGUAAGAAAGGAUAGCAAAGAGCCAGAUCUUCCCACUAUGGAUGAAUUGCAGAGGCUACUCCAGUUGCUAAAGGAACCAGACCCCCUUGGGGAGGAUCAGCUACAAAGGCUAUGCAUUGAGUUGAAUGAUUUCAUUGUUGCGCUCUCAUCGGUGCAACCCUCUGCCAAGAGAGAAGGCUUUGUUACAGUCCCCGAUGUGACGUGGGCCGAUGUGGGCGCCCUGGAGGAUAUUCGGGAGGAGCUCACCAUGGCAAUACUGGCACCCGUGCGGAAUCCUGAGCAAUUCAGAGCCCUUGGCCUCUCGGCUCCAGCUGGUGUGCUGCUUGCUGGCCCUCCUGGUUGCGGCAAAACGCUACUUGCUAAGGCUGUGGCAAAUGAGUCUGGACUGAAUUUCAUAUCCGUGAAAGGCCCUGAACUGUUGAAUAUGUACGUGGGGGAAAGCGAACGUGCUGUACGUCAGGUUUUCCAGCGUGCAAGGAAUUCGGCGCCUUGUGUCAUAUUCUUCGACGAAGUUGAUGCUUUGUGUCCUCGGAGAUCAGACCGUGAGUCAGGUGCCAGUGUCCGUGUCGUGAACCAGUUGCUAACAGAGAUGGAUGGCCUGGAAUCUCGUCGUCAGGUUUUCAUUAUGGCAGCCACCAACAGGCCAGAUAUUCUAGAUCCAGCUAUUUUGCGCCCAGGAAGACUGGAUAAAACACUCUUUGUCGGUUUGCCACCACCUUUGGAUCGCCUUGCCAUUCUAAAGACUAUUACUAAAGAUGGAACCCGACCCCCGCUUGACACUGAUGUGGACCUUGAAGAAAUUGCUCAUAAUCCCUGCUGUGAUAGUUAUACGGGAGCAGAUCUUUCAGCUCUAGUGCGGGAGGCUUCUGUCUGUGCCCUGAAAGAGGAGAUGGCAGUGCUGAAUGCCACAAACAGGAAAGGAGAAAUCAAGAUUGCCAGAAAACACUUUGAAGCUGCUUUCAAGAAAGUUAAAUCUUCUGUAUCAAGAAAGGACCAAAUAAUGUAUGAAGAGCUGCGCAAGUCACUGAGCAGGUGAUAGCUGGAUGAUUCCUAACACCCAACAUGUUGCUUAACCUGAGAAGCUCUCCCGGUGGACUAUUUUCUAGAGGCAUCUUCAUGGAUUGGACUUAACCUUGGUUUUGCUUGCCUGCCAAUCUCAACAUUGCUGGACUCCGUUUCUGAGAGAAGUUCUAUCACAUUGUUUAGUAAUUAACAUUUGGCCACACUUUCAAACUGGUCUCCAGGAUAUGGGCAGAAGAUACAUGAUGUGGCCAUCCGGCUGAAGCUAAGCAGCCCUGGAUCUGGUCAGAAACCCCAUAUAUGCCAUGGAUUCUAUGAUGGAAGAAAGUGCAAGGUGUAAAUGUUGUUUUUAAAUAUAUGCUGUCAGCUGUCGUGGGCGUCUCCCCAUCACUCUUCAGAUGUUACAUUUUUCUUUGCGCUAUGAGACAUUUGAUUAAUCUUGUUAGUGUCCUGCCUGUAAACUGAACCGGUUAAUACACAAAGAAACAAUAGCAAGUCAGCCUAGCCCAGAUAGCACAGAUGGGGGACCUGUGAUGCUCUAGAUGUUGGGAUAUCAGCCCCAGAGAGCAUGGCCAAUUUUCAGAGAUGAUGGGAGUUGUAAUCCAACAUUGGGCUGCAGGGGGACACAAAGUGGACAACAGGGCCCAGCUGAGAAGAGGGGAAAUUGUGCUGUUGGGCAAGCAGAAAUGCUUUCACUGGCAGAAAAAUAUCCUUAAAACUACAUUGAAAACUUAAGGAAAAACAGCCUUUUCUCUCUGGGGAAGCUUCACAUUAUUUAAAGAAUUCUGCAUGUUUGCUUUAAAAAUACCACAUUCUUUCCCAUACUAGUUUUAUGUGUAUGACUUAAAACAAGGGGAUAUUAGGAAAAUUUGGGUGCAGUGGCUGAAGAAGCAAGACUAAAGCCAAGUGUCUGUAGGAUCUGUCAUUUGAUCCACCCAUGACCAAUCCAGACAAUGCAAAGGAGAUCCUCACAGCAGUGUACAAGGACUUUUAAAUAGCAACCAUUAAUCGGUUGCAUAGGUGUCCCAAGAACAUGGCUUUAUUAUUGCAAAAUCCUCUGCUUCCCACACAUAGAAAGCACACAGACGUUGCUUUUCCAUGUGGUCUGGUGUGAAAGUCAGAUAUGAUCGGAUUUUUAAAAAAUGCAUUUGUUUUCAAGCAUCAGCAAAACAGUAAAACAAAAAAAAGUAACUCGAGAAUAAUACAGAGCUUGUAUUACAGAGAAACAGCCAUCUGUAAUGUCUUCCUCAAAGAGGUUCAGUGUUCAUCUUAGUGCAUUUGUGUACAUAAUAAAGCACAUUUCAUAAAAA
This is a messenger RNA of Zootoca vivipara (common lizard), 4087 nucleotides long. It is a transcript of the gene NVL, whose product is annotated as nuclear VCP like. NCBI's taxonomy places the organism in Eukaryota, Metazoa, Chordata, Lepidosauria, Squamata, Lacertidae. Gene Ontology annotation, molecular function: ATP binding; preribosome binding; ATP hydrolysis activity. Gene Ontology annotation, cellular component: nucleus. Gene Ontology annotation, biological process: ribosome biogenesis. The record is from RefSeq and is a predicted model, not a curated record.